Molecule: messenger RNA, 2040 nt
Organism: Drosophila ficusphila
Lineage: Eukaryota; Metazoa; Arthropoda; Insecta; Diptera; Drosophilidae
Gene: CheB98a
Exons: 3
Coding region: 1296-1886 (196 amino acids)
Source: RefSeq, a predicted model, not a curated record
UUGCUCUAUUUGUUUUUGUUGCUGCCGCUGGUGCUUUUGCACAUUUCCCCCUUUGGAAGUGGAAAGUGGGAAGUGGGUGAGUGUGCCUGUGUGUUUUAUUCCCUUUUAUUAUUAUUAUGCUGUCAUUUCUGUUGUCGCGACAUUGUCAGCGAAUGUUGUGUGUGGUCCCUUUUACGGGUACGCAGAACGUACUGCCGGCAUAACAUGGAUAACAUUUCCAUGCCCACUCCUUUACGGCGACAUCGGAAGGGUUUUAGUUGCCCCCUUCGAACCAACAGUUUUAUGUGCCAUCCACAGCGGCUUGCCAUUUGUAGGGCCUCAAAACAAAUCGCUUUACUGCCCCAAAAGCGGUCAUAAUACGAGACAGAAAUCAAAGUGAGAACUUCAUUUCGAUUACCCGAUAUCCAAAUCAAUUUCGUAAUUUGUCCCAUUUCACAUUCUGUCGAAUAUGCCUCAUAAUGUCAACGAGGCAAUAUAUCAAAUGCUCUCCGACGAUGUCUUGAAUCUUUAUGUUGCCAGUCUACUGGCAGGCACUAGGGUGCCAUAAAUUUGAAAUUACAGAACCCAAAAAGCAGAGGAAACAGAGUUAGUUCUCGUGUGUUUUUGCGUAAGGCUGUAAGGCUUAAAGUAGAGUUUUUGAGUUAAGCAGCUACAGUGAUAGGCAUAUUUUUUUUAGUUUUUUAGAUGUAUUAAGAAGUUAAAAAGGGUGGAAUAAUUUAUUAAAUACGUAUGGGCUAGGACCCCUAAGUUCACCCCUCUUUCCAAUGCACGGGUAAGAGGGUAAGUAAGCCCAACCCCUGACUGAAGCCUCAAAGGCGCACCGUUUAAACUCAUUGCUUGCCUGCUGACUUUGAUAUACGGCCAUUUGAGUGUCGCUCAAAGUAACAGCAAAAAGAACUGGAGUAUGUGGAACAACCCUUAGGGCACUCCAAUAUGCAUUUUCCGCUGCCUGGCAGUUCCCUCUCCUGCCUUUUCUACAGGAUAACACGACCAUUUAAAUAAACCUUUAUCAAUAAAACAAUUUAUAUUAUUUUCAAAGCGAAAUCUUUAAAAUUUGAAAAGGAAAUCUUUUUGGGAACUUCAUAUGUUCAUGUACUUGAAUUUAUCUCGUGUGAAAGUAUAGUGUUUUUAAUGGCAAAUAAUUUUAAUUAUAAACUUAUAUGUGUAAUUAGUGGUUGCUCUUAUUGUGAGAUGAACCUUGAGUAUUAUUACUAUUAUUAACAGAACAGUGGCGUGUUACUGGCCAGUAUAAAAUGUUUUAAAAAGCAACGUUGGGGCAAGUUUGCUCGAUUAAAAUGGAUCCGAAAGUCAUUUUACUGGCGGUGUUACAUCUUUUAGCCCAUGCCAAAGGGUCUAGAUACGAGCUUUCGGUGGCGGAUGAGAAUAUAUUCAGCAAAUGUCCUGAUAAUCCUCCCGGAACAUUUGACGUAGACAGAAUGAUGGACUUAACAGAGUUUCAAACUACGAUGGAUGAAAACGGCGUGACUAUCAGCGGAAACUCGACGUUGGCUUGGGAAAUUGAACAGGAGGAUCGCGUUCAGUUGGCUAUAAAGCUUCUGUACUUUGACCGAGGGACCUGGACGCCAACGGUGCUCUCAAUGCUUGCAAGGGAUUUCUGCAAGAUCAUGUACGACCCGAACCAGAUAUGGUACCAGAUGUGGACGCAAUAUAUAAAGAACGAUGUUAAGGACAAAUGUGUUAAUGUUCCCGGGACGAAAUUUAUCAUGCAGACCUACACCCUGAAUAUGAGCACCUCGAUUGCGGGACACCUUCGUGAAGGACGCUACAAGGCCAACCUACUUUACCAGGCUUUCGAUUCCUUCGGAAAAGAGAGACCCACUCGCAUAUGCUUCGAAGUAAUGGGCGACCUGUUUAAAGUUCGAUAAUAAUUGUCACUUGUUCAGCUCCAACAAAAAUAAAUUAAAAAUGAUUCUAAACAAGUUCAUAAACGCAUUAUAUAAAAAUAGUUUUGGUAUUUUUUUGUUGUUAGUAACUUGUUAGGAAAAACAAUGAUGUCCACUCUGCUACUUAUAAACUCUG